CAUAUUAUCCUCAACGAACUCUUCCUUUCAUUAGCAUUCUCAUACUUCAUUCCUUUGAGUCAUCCACCAUCAAAAUGGCUUUCCAUCGUUCCUCUUUAAUGUCCUUCUUCCUCAUGGCUUUGGUGGCGGUUUCAUCUGCCACUGAUUAUUCCUACAACCCUACUCCGUCAUACAAGGCACCAUCUUAUACCCCAGUGUAUAAGUCACCUGUUUAUACCCCCUCACCAGUUUACAAGUCUCCAGUUUACACCCCAUCCCCUGUGUACAAGUCACCGGUUUAUACCCCUUCCCCAGUUUACAAGUCUCCAGAUUACACCCCAUCUCCCGUGUACAAGUCGCCAGUUUAUACCCCUUCACCAGUUUACAAGUCACCCGUUUACACCCCAUCACCUGUUUACAAGUCACCAGUAUACACUCCAUCCCCUGUGUACAAGUCACCCGUUUACACCCCAUCACCAGUUUACAAGUCUCCAGUUUACACUCCAUCCCCCGUGUACAAGUCACCCGUUUACACACCAUCGCCGGUUUACAAGUCUCCAGUUUACACUCCAUCCCCCGUGUACAAGUCACCCGUUUACACACCAUCGCCGAUUUACAAGUCUCCAGUUUACACUCCAUCCCCCGUGUACAAGUCACCCGUUUACACACCAUCGCCGGUUUACAAGUCUCCAGUUUACACUCCAUCCCCCGUGUACAAGUCACCCGUUUACACCCCAUCACCGGUUUACAAGUCUCCAGUAUACACCCCAUCCCCCGUGUACAAGUCACCCGUUUACACCCCAUCACCGGUUUACAAGUCUCCAGUUUACACUCCAUCCCCCGUGUACAAGUCACCCGUUUACACCCCAUCACCGGUUUACAAGUCUCCCGUUUACACUCCAUCCCCCGUGUACAAGUCACCCGUUUACACCCCAUCACCGGUUUACAAGUCUCCGGUUUACACUCCAUCCCCCGUGUACAAGUCACCCCUUUACACCCCAUCACCGGUUUACAAGUCUCCGGUUUACACUCCAUCCCCCGUGUACAAGUCACCCGUUUACACCCCAUCACCGGUUUACAAGUCUCCAGUUUACACUCCAUCCCCUGUGUACAAGUCACCCAUUUACACCCCAUCACCGGUUUACAAGUCUCCAGUUUACACUCCAUCCCCUGUGUACAAGUCACCCGUUUACACCCCAUCACCGGUUUACAAGUCUCCCGUUUACACUCCAUCCCCCGUGUACAAGUCACCCGUUUACACCCCAUCACCGAUUUACAAGUCUCCAGUUUAUACUCCAUCACCAGCCUAUAAGUCACCAAUAUACACUCCAUCCCCGGUAUACAAAUCUCCAGUUUACACCCCAUCCCCUGUAUACAAGUCACCUGCUUACUCUCCAGCUCCGGUCUACAAAACCCCUACAUACACUCCAAGCCCUUCAUACGGCUACUAAGAAGUUAAAUUACAUAGCUACAUGAUUGUUUUAAUUGUUUUUGCUGAAUUUUAUAAUGACUGUACUCCAAUUGAGGAGUCGGGUGAAGUUUCUCUAUUAAUGUAUCGUAUUGCUCUAAAUUGAAAUGAAUAAAUAAUUAUUCUGUUGACUGCGUGUUUUAA
Messenger RNA from Chenopodium quinoa (quinoa), 1591 nucleotides. RefSeq names its product repetitive proline-rich cell wall protein 1-like. The transcript has a single exon. Bases 75 to 1430 code for a protein of 451 amino acids. NCBI's taxonomy places the organism in Eukaryota, Viridiplantae, Streptophyta, Magnoliopsida, Caryophyllales, Amaranthaceae. The record is from RefSeq and is a predicted model, not a curated record.